This is a messenger RNA of Contarinia nasturtii (swede midge), 770 nucleotides long. RefSeq names its product 39S ribosomal protein L43, mitochondrial (gene mRpL43). Gene Ontology annotation, cellular component: mitochondrial large ribosomal subunit. Lineage: Eukaryota; Metazoa; Arthropoda; Insecta; Diptera; Cecidomyiidae. The coding region runs from base 117 to 680 and encodes 187 amino acids. The record is from RefSeq and is a predicted model, not a curated record. The transcript is spliced from 2 exons. Gene Ontology annotation, biological process: mitochondrial translation. Gene Ontology annotation, molecular function: structural constituent of ribosome.
AUUCGAAGGAGAGAUGGAAUGAAAAACUCACAUACAUAACCUAAACAAAGAACAAGCGUUGAAUUCAUAUUUUUUGUGCUGAUUUUUUUUUGCGAUUGUGAAUACGGAUACUAAAUAUGUCGAAUUCACAUUUAUUUUUAAAAUCGGGAUUUCCGCGAGCCACACUUCAAAAUGGUUUGGGUCGUUACGUUUGCCAAUUACAGCGAAUCACAAUAAAAUACUGUAAAACAAGCGGCUGCAGCAAAGGUGUCAGAAAUUUCUUGGAAAAUCAACUGUUGGAUUUCUCCACUAAAAAUCCCGGUGUAGUUGUGUACGUGAAGCCCCGUCGUCAUCGACAACCGGUCAUUGUUGCCGAAUAUUUGAAUGGUGACCGUCAUUGGAUGUGUGUUCGUAGUUUCACUGAAGAGCAAUUAACAAAAUGGAUUGGAUUGAUGCGAACACAAAAUGCAAAUACAAGUGCUGUACGAAUGCGAAAACAUUGGCACACCGAUUGGCCAUCAAUUCAAGGUGCUUGGACACCAUUUACACAUCAACAUCCCGAAUUGACAAAUGCCACAUUUCCAAAUUCAAAAUAUUCGAAACCAUUGGAUGUGGGACAAUCGGCAACGGACAAACUAUUGGAAUUAUUUGAGAGACAAAAAAUCGACGAUAAAGAAACGCCAAAAAUUACCCAACAAUAGAUUUUUUUUUUAAAGGGUUUAGUUUGAUAGAAUUGAUUAUAGCAAUUGAAUAAAAAAAUUUAAUAAAAUUUAAAAAAAAAUAAACAUUCA